Messenger RNA from Medioppia subpectinata, 717 nucleotides. The record is from the annotation of a GenBank genome assembly. Lineage: Eukaryota; Metazoa; Arthropoda; Arachnida; Sarcoptiformes; Oppiidae.
GAAAGGCUGGACAGAGAGAUCGCCGAACUGUCGCGUUAUGUGACUUUAGUUGAGCAGAAGAUCAGCAUUAAUCGGAUCGGAUGUUGCGCUUACUGGGAGUUCCUCUCGUGUGUGGAGUCGGCCGCCGACCGCAAGUGCAUCAAAGACCGCACGGAUAUGCAGAUGUAUACCCGACAACUCGGCUCUACUGUCCCUCUCGACGAUUGCAAACGAGACUUUCCCAGAGAUUCCGAUUGUCUGAAAUAUCCGGCAAAGGAUUACUGUCGAGUGGAUCACAAGGAUAUAGAGCUAUACACCACUCAAUUCAAUCCGAUGUUAGUAUCGCCGCAAUUGUGUCGCGACUACCAGAAGGGGUCGUGGAAGUGCCGGAUCCCACUCUGGCUUAUACUCAUCGUUGCCAUCGCAGCCGUUAUUGAGGAGGAGAAAGAAGUGAUACCAAUCAAAACGACCAUUUGGGAAGUGGUCCCAAAGCCUGAAAGUAUUGAGUUUAGGGAUUGUAAGCUGGAUGUGGACCCGACCCGACUGUCCUGUAUGGACGCCGCCACUAAAGCCUAUCAAACAAACACCGAAACCAUAUUAAACAUCACAAAGACGAGGACCCGAGCGGCCUGUUGUGGCAUUUGGCACGUCUAUGAUUGUGUCAAACCAGAGGCCAAUAAAUGCAAACCAAAUAAGGAUUACAUCAAAUAUUUGGAUGACGUGAAGAGCUUCUUCGGC